GGAUGCCGAUCCUGUUUACAUGUGGUGCAGUGGGGCUGGUGCAUCCCAAACCAAUUUGAGUUACUAGAUAUUACCUUACCCGUUCAUUCAUUAAAUAUCUCUGGCCUUUUUCCCAGACAUUUCGACAUUACAUCACAAUGUGAAAGGCACUUUACAGAAUAAAGCCCGUGGAAGGCAAAGAAUGAGACAUUUAUCAAUGUGUGCAUAUUAUGUUGAAAAAUAUUAACUUGAUAGUAUAUUCUUUUUUUUGUGCCCUCACAGUGUGCUCUAUUUCCCCCCAUCUCCCGCUGUAGUGCACUUGGACGGGUAAGAGGGUGCGCUGGCCCUUUAAAUGGCUCUCCUUCCCCCGGGCGCUCCUAACUAACACCCACGUCAGCAGAGCCUCCCUUUGUCCAACAACCGGGUUUUGGUCUUUUAGGGCUGAGCAGGAACUGUUUAAGCUGCCCCUCGCUAUCAAGGGAGAAUCGAUGGACAUCUUGGCAGAAAUGCGAGCAAAGACGUCCUCGCAGACACCCGGUGAUCAAGGGCUUGUGAGGCAGCGGAUCCCAGGGGGUAGCGUUUCCAAGACAACAGAGAUCUCCUCCUGUCACCAGAGCAGGCUGCUGCAGCAGCUGGAUGAACAACGGCGGCAAGAGCUGUUCUGCGACUGCAGUGUGAUGGUGGAGGGAAAGCUUUUUAAAGCACACCGCAAUGUACUAUUUGCCAGCAGCGGCUAUUUCCGCAUGCUGCUUUCCCAUGGGGCUCAGGAUUGCGGCAAGGUAGUGAGUGCAUCGUUUGAGGUCUUUUCCCCAGAGACAUUCACUGUCAUUCUGGACUUUGUAUAUUCUGGCCACCUGGAUCUCACAAGCCACAACGUCAUUGAGGUUAUGUCAGCAGCCAGCUAUCUACAGAUGACUGAUGUCAUUGGCUACUGCAAGACAUUCAUCAAGUCUUCACUGGAUAUCAGUGCCAAGGAUGAUGAGGACCGUUACCUCAGCCUGUCAGAAAAUGGGUUGCAAGCUGGCAGUGAAUCACUGCUGUAUACCAGCGACAAUGUCAGUUCUGUGCUUAAGAACACUAACUCGUCCACAAGCAGCCAUUUGUCCUCAUCCUGGCGUGCUUGCAACAGUGGCACCCAGCAGGAUUAUCAGCAGUCUGGCGGUAGCAAAGAAUUAAAGCAGGAGAACUCACAUUCUCUAGUUCCAUCACCUACUGAGGUUUUGGAUUUUAAGACAGGCAACCCCCGGCCAGGGAGGCCACCUGUGGACCCGGAUUCCAGACUGCGACAGCACUCUGCAGCAUCAGCCGAUGAUGCAGAGGCAGAGUCCCCAAAUUCUUUCCAGUAUAGUCCAUCCUCUGAUGGUGUUUUGGGAGGAGGAAAAAAGAUGAAUUGGUCAGGAUCCUCUGGCACUUCAGAGAUGAAGGGCACUCCCUCUCGGCCUAAAGCAGAAAAGGCUGAUGAGUUGUAUGCUACACUGCCCACUAUUGUAGGAGUUGUGGGACUCUUUAACAAAGAUGAGUGUCCAACAAUGCGUUUCAAGUGCCCCUUCUGCACUCAUACAGUCAAGCGUAAGGCAGAUCUCAAGAGACACCUACGCUGCCACACGGGUGAACGACCAUACCCCUGUGAAGCUUGUGGUAAAAGGUUCACGAGGCUUGAGCACCUGAGGAGUCAUUUUCAGACUAUCCACCAAGCUCGAAAACUUAUCUGUCGGAAGUGUAAGCGGCAGGUCACAGAGCUCAGUGGCCGAGUGGUAUGUGAGGGAACUCGCCGAUACCGGCUCUGUCACGAAUGUUUAAUGGAAGCAGGCUGCGACAAUAUGGUACUCGACCUCCCUAACACAGCCGGUCAGAGUGCAGCUCAGUAUUUUGAUGAAGACAAAGGGUGGCCUGUGACAGACGACGACGACCUGGCAGAAGACUCUGGAACAGACCUCAUCAUCCAGGAAGUGGAAGACAGCGAGGAUGAGUCUGAGCAGAAGGAAGUAAAACCUAUGAUGAGCUAAAGCACCUCUUAUUUAUUGAUGGAAGAGGAAUGCUGACUAUGGAGAGAAGAAAGAAUGAAAAGUGUCUUCAGUACCCAUUUGCCACAGUAGUUUUUUAUAGGUAUGCCACUUAUAUAAGAUGUUGGACGAUUUGCAAUGUUUAUUUAUUUAUCUUUUUUUACAUUAAAUAUUACACAAUUGGACUUUUGUUAACAUGUACAGAGUUUUAAUUGUGAUGGACUUCCAUCAUUCCUGUGAACAGCUAUGCCAACAAGCCACACAAAAAAAUCUCACUGACUACGCCAAUUUAAACAGGUUUGCAUUCUUGUCAGAUGCUUCUUUGUGUACAUAAGUGUCUUUGUUAUUAAGUCUCCUUCGCCAAAAUAAAUGUCUUGUUGGUUUAA
Molecule: messenger RNA, 2368 nt
Organism: Erpetoichthys calabaricus (reedfish)
Lineage: Eukaryota; Metazoa; Chordata; Cladistia; Polypteriformes; Polypteridae
Gene: zbtb8a
Product: zinc finger and BTB domain containing 8A
Exons: 4
Coding region: 468-1985 (505 amino acids)
Biological process (GO): regulation of transcription by RNA polymerase II
Molecular function (GO): DNA-binding transcription factor activity, RNA polymerase II-specific; protein binding; RNA polymerase II cis-regulatory region sequence-specific DNA binding
Source: RefSeq, a predicted model, not a curated record